This is a messenger RNA of Recurvomyces mirabilis, 360 nucleotides long. RefSeq names its product TIM23 complex component (gene PAM17). NCBI's taxonomy places the organism in Eukaryota, Fungi, Ascomycota, Dothideomycetes, Mycosphaerellales, Teratosphaeriaceae. The record is from RefSeq and is a predicted model, not a curated record. The transcript has 2 exons. Gene Ontology annotation, biological process: protein import into mitochondrial matrix. The coding region runs from base 1 to 360 and encodes 119 amino acids. Gene Ontology annotation, cellular component: PAM complex, Tim23 associated import motor.
AUGCUGGCUUCCGCCGACAUCGACACAUGGGGCGCACAGCUCACAGGCAUGGACCCAGUGUUCGUGCUGGGCCUGAGCACAUUGGCUGUGGCAGGAGGGGGCUGGCUUUGCGGACCAAGUUUUGGAAGCGGUGCGUUCGGGAUGUGGGUGUCGCGGCGGGGCUGGAGCAAGGCUUUCCAAUUGAAGGAGAAAUCGUUCUAUGACCGCAUCAGGCAGAAACGUGCGGAUCCGUCGUCGUCGAGCCCGCAGAAUCCGAUACCCGAUUACUACGGCGAGAAGAUCGCGAGCGUCAAGGACUACAGACGAUGGAUGAAGGACCAGCGGGCGUUCAAGCUGAAGAAGAAUAAGAAUUUGUUUUGA